Molecule: messenger RNA, 2876 nt
Organism: Carassius auratus (goldfish)
Lineage: Eukaryota; Metazoa; Chordata; Actinopteri; Cypriniformes; Cyprinidae
Gene: pou3f3a
Product: POU class 3 homeobox 3a
Exons: 2
Coding region: 664-1983 (439 amino acids)
Biological process (GO): brain development; regulation of transcription by RNA polymerase II
Cellular component (GO): nucleus
Molecular function (GO): RNA polymerase II cis-regulatory region sequence-specific DNA binding; DNA-binding transcription factor activity, RNA polymerase II-specific
Source: RefSeq, a predicted model, not a curated record
GCGCACGCGGGGGCUGAACGUAAACAUUCGCGUGCUCUCGCGCUCAGAGAGAGGAACGGAGCGAGCGAGGACAGUGAAAGCUCUCCAUUGCGCGGGCAUUUGACAGAGUUGUGUGCAGCUGAACGUGUUGAAGGUUAACGUCAGAUGGGCUCUGUGAGAAGAAGAAAUAUGAGAAGCAAGACUCGGUAAGAAAACGCCUUGUGGGUUGCGGGACAAGAGAGAAGUUUACAAAGGAGCGUCUUCUUCUGAUAAGCCUCCACAUUAAGGCAAGAGAGCGCGCGAUGAAGUUCGGUGAGGGAUUUGUGUAAACGUCACGAGAAGUUAAUGCGAAGAAGAACAAACAAGACUUUUUGGAAACGUUAUUAGCCUUUAAGACAAUGACAUUAAGAAGGGAAUGCAAUCGUAAAAACAACUUCCACGCAUAAUGUGGAUUUCUACGCUGAAGGUAUUUCGUUCUCCUUUUGCGUCUGAUAAAAGGAGGUUUUAACGGAUAUAUUUUGGACAUAUUUUUCCGUGCCGCCGGUGGACCAAAUCAAAAUACCACGCAUACUUUUCCAGCUUGAAUAAUUCAUGAAAUAGUGCGUGCCUUCGAGGCUUGGAAAAAAGUUACGGCGAUACGGGGAGGGGGAAUAAGAAGUAGAACUGUUCAGAGUGGUGAGGGGGAUGGCCACAGCGGCUUCCAAUCCUUACCUGGCCAGCAAUAGCAUUCUCUCGUCAGCCUCGAUCGUGCACUCGGAGUCCGGAGGUGGUGGCAUGCAGCCGGGAAGCGGUGCUGUAACAUCGGUGUCGGGAGGUUACAGAGGAGACCCCGUGGUCAAGAUGGUGCAGAGCGACUUCAUGCAAGGAGCCAUGACGGCCAGUAACGGGGGGCACAUGCUGAGCCAUGCCCAUCAGUGGGUUACCUCACUGCCACAUGCGGCCGCCGCAGCAGCCGCCGCCGCAGCCGCUGCAGCAGCAGAAGCCGGCUCCCCUUGGUCCUCCAGUCCAGUUGGCAUGGCCGGGAGCCCACAGCAACAAGACGUGAAGAACAGUUCAAACAGAGAAGACCUACACUCUAGCACCGCGCUGCACCACAGAGCCUCGCAUUUAGGGGCUCACCAGUCGCACCAAAGCGCAUGGGGUGGCACCACAGCCUCCCACAUCCCCACCAUCACCGGGGGACAGCAGCAGGCCCAGCAGUCUCUCAUUUAUUCCCAGCCGGGUGGCUUCACAGUCAACGGGAUGCUGAACCCUCCCGGGAGUUUAGUCCACCCGGGGCUGAUGCGAGGAGACUCGCCAGAAAUGGAUCACCAUCAUCACCACCACCAUCAUCAGCAGCAGCACCCUCACCACCACCACCACCAGCAGCAGCACCACGCGGGAGUCAACAGCCACGACUCGCACUCAGACGAGGACACGCCGACCUCCGACGACCUGGAGCAGUUUGCCAAACAGUUUAAGCAGCGUCGGAUCAAACUGGGUUUUACUCAAGCCGAUGUCGGGCUGGCUCUGGGAACCCUUUACGGAAACGUUUUCUCGCAGACCACCAUUUGCAGGUUCGAGGCUCUCCAGCUGAGCUUCAAAAACAUGUGCAAGCUCAAGCCGCUGCUGAACAAGUGGCUGGAGGAGGCCGACUCGACCACGGGCAGUCCCACCAGCAUCGACAAAAUAGCAGCUCAAGGCAGGAAACGAAAGAAGCGCACCUCCAUCGAGGUGAGCGUGAAGGGAGCCUUGGAGAGCCAUUUUUUGAAAUGCCCCAAACCGGCAGCGCAGGAGAUAUCCUCUCUGGCGGACAACCUCCAGCUGGAAAAGGAGGUGGUUCGGGUCUGGUUCUGCAACCGAAGGCAGAAGGAGAAGAGGAUGACGCCGCCCGGGAUCCCUCAGACGCCCGAGGACGUGUACAGCCAUCCCGGCAACGUGAGUGCAGACACACCGCCUCCGUCCAUGGACUGCAAACGGGAGUUUUGUGGUAGAUUACUUAAAAGGUGCAAGUUUGAAAGAUGAACCGGACAGCAACCACAACGUGACAUCUGCGAGCUCCUAUGGCCAGGAGAUUCUGGUGCACUGACACCGAAAUCAUAACCAGCCCAAAGCCAACAUAGACUUUAUGGAUUGAAAUGACAAAAGUACUCUCAAGGACAUGGAUCAAUGCAGACAAACAUUAAAUAUUAAACAGUGGAAGAAUUUUCCCCAGGACACGUAUCAGUUUUACGCACAGGAAUUAUAUGACUUAUUUUAACAAAACGGAAUUGCUUUGCAUUAUGUGCAAAACGGAAUUGCAUUAUGUACAACAAACUACACCUUUUCUAUUUCAUAGUAUUUUUUUGGACCACACUUCUGUGAAUAGCUUUUACACAGAGAAAACUCUUAAGAAAAAAAAAAAAAAAAAAAGAUUGAUUACUCUCAAGCUGCACUUAUUUUCCAGUUUCAGCCGACCCCUUGUAAACACUUUCUGUUGUUGUUUGGCUGAAUAAUCGUGGAUAUUGCCCUCUCUUCACUGCUUUUUCUAGGCAGAUUUUUUGGUGGGUUUUUGAUAACAUGUCUGUGUAAAUUUGGCUAUAUGAAUUCUCUGUGUUGACUCAAAUUAUUUGCUCUAUAUUUUUCACUAAAAUCAAUUUAAAAAUAUUUCCAAGAGCAAUGACAGAUUUGUUGCGCGCAGUGAUGACUUUCAACCUAGUAGCAUCUCUUGUAGGCCUUUCCCCCUGCCAUUUUAAAUAUUGAUUAUAUUUUAUACUGUUAGUAUUACACUUGUUAUUAUAUACAGAUAUUGUACACAAACACAUUGACGAAGUUGGAACAAACCGUUGUCAAACCGUGUCCCCCGUGGUUGUUAUUUAAGUUCAGUACUGACUCAGCGAGAAAUGAAUGAGAACAAUAAAUCUGAUAGCUUUCAGAUG